Messenger RNA from Kwoniella shivajii, 6054 nucleotides. RefSeq lists its product as uncharacterized. Lineage: Eukaryota; Fungi; Basidiomycota; Tremellomycetes; Tremellales; Cryptococcaceae. The record is from RefSeq and is a predicted model, not a curated record. Bases 1 to 6054 code for a protein of 2017 amino acids. The transcript is spliced from 4 exons.
AUGCCUCACACGAUCUCUCCCGAUCCCUCUUCGCAAGGGUUAGGCAUCUCCUACUCCACCCUCUCUCCUCCUCCAGCACAACCGCCUGCGCCUCGGUUCACUGGCAUAGUACCUCAGCCAAUGUCGUCCUCACCCUCGAGAUUGCCCCCAGCAAAUCAGAUCUCCUCUUCUGGUCGACCGCAACCACCACCUGUAUGGCAGCCUUCUUUCCAACUUCGGCCUACCCACACCAGAAACGGCAGUAGUAGUAAUGGAUUUACAAGCUUCUCUGCGAUACCGCCAAGCCCAGCUAGACCUAUGGGCCCUAGAGCAGUAGGGAUGUACUCACCGAAAAUAGGACAACCGUCAUCUAGUAGCGAAUCAGAACACAGUCAUAUACCAAGUGUGGAACCUGAUCCAGAGUACGCGGACGAAGAAGAAGCAUAUGAUGAGGAGCAUGCGGACGAGCAUCAAGAAGACGAAGAAACACCCAAACAAUCAUUGCGUCCUCUCCCUUCACCAUCACGUAGUGCUUCAAUCGCUUCUCAUCUCACUACAGCAAGUAAAGCGAGCAAACAUUUGUCCUCUGAUAUGUUGCGGAAGUUCUCGAAAGCAUCAGAAGCCAAUACUUUUGGAGAUGGAUUACCUUUAAUUUCUGGAAGAUAUUUCCCUUUAUCAGGUGAAGAUGAUGAAAUGUCCGGUCAAGAAGGCUAUCUUGGACAUGCAGUAGAACCUUCUUCGACGACUGUAGAGAGUUCACCUGUCGAACCACCGAUAUCGCAUCCCAGAAGACCUUCGACUCGUUUGACAGAUAGCUCUCAAACCGGUUCAGGUUCUAUGCAACCUGCUCCUUCUAAGAUGUCAACUCAAUCGCACGGAACCGGAGUCUCUAAUGAGUCUUAUUCAACAUUCCAUACUAGACAAUUUCCUUUUCCCCCAGGACAUCCUCCUCGUAGCGCAACCACCUACUCCGAUCCUACAACUGCUGGGCCUUCCAAUCAUUCCCAAGACUACAUGGCACAUCAAAUGCUGAGAUCCAAAUCACAGCCUCAAUACUUGUACGGCGUUCCGGAGCUGGAACAUGAAUUUUCUAACACUUCAAGAUCGAUGCCAAACCAUGAUCCAGUCACAAUGGCUAAACGGGCUUCUGAUAUCUCUUCAGGUGUACACUCCAAAAAUGCUGUUUUACUAUCUGCGGAAAAUGGCGGUAUGAUGCUCGCUUUUUCACCUAAUGGCGAUGGAACAUUCAGACCUGGAGAAUUGAUAUGUGGAAGUGGAACAGCUAUUAUCCCUUCUGCGCAAAGUCCACCUGUAACCACAAAAACUGAUUCUCAAGAACAAUUGCGAUCAAGACCUUGGAGUGAUAGUACCAUGUCGCAGCACAUGGGAAAACCGACAAUGCUAGGUCAUCGAGGGAGAAGUCUAUCUGAUGGUGCUCAACUAUUAGCUAGACAAGGGACAUUACUCCAUCCUUCCUCCUCUAAACAGCGUGCUUCAGCUGAGUUAGGCGUUCUACUUGGCGGCCCAAAGUCGAGGAAGCUAUCUCAAAAUCAAUUGCUUCCCCCACCGCCAUCAGAGGAAGACCAAAAUCAAGCUUGGCAAAAGGACAAUAAAGUCCGCUUAGAAGCUAGUAAAAAAGGAAAAGCCAGAGUUGAAGUCGAUGUGGUCUUGGAAAGAGAAUGUGUGGUCGAAGGCGGCGAAGUAAGAGGAAGGAUGGAAGUUAGAAUGACUGGUGGGAAAAGAGGCGAGGGUUUGAGAGUUGGCGGUGGGAAAAUCAGAGUAGUCGGAUUCGAGGAGCUAUCUCCAUCUACUCGACACAUCUUUUACCAUCAACCCCAUCCCUUGCCAGUUUUUGAUCCUUCGAUCCAGCAUAAUCUUUCAUCUUCCUUGUUCGCUUCGGGCCCAGAUUCCGAUGGAUAUCGACUAGCUGCCGAAGGAACCCACAACAUACCAUUCCGAAUGCGUCUACCUCUAGGGGGAGGAGCGAAAGGUACCUACAACUCGCAAAACGGCAAAGGCCCAUGUGUAAGAUAUGUGGUCGUCGGAUCAGUCAAGAUACACAUUCCUUCUACCGGUAAAAGAUCGAUCGCACACUUCUAUCGCUCCUUAGUGGUUUUACCCUAUCUUAACCCUAGCUUGGUUUUAGCACCAAGUCGAGAACCUGUCGAAGGCUACACUGAAAGAGGACUAGGCUGGAGUAUAACUGGUGAGAAAGGUAGAGUGGAAUUAAGGGUUAGUCUGGGAAGGAGGAUAUGGGUUAGUGGUCAAAGAUUGUGGUGUGAAGUAGCCAUAAGGAAUGAUAGUAAUCGAAAGAUUAAGACUCUCAAUUUGGCCCUUUUACAAACAGUUCAGGUAUUCAAUCCUCAGCCAUUACUGGAUACUUCCGACCUUCCCAAGAGGAUGACCCAUAAACGUAAAUCGUUACCGAAUUGUACCGGCACCGAAGCUGUUCCAGGGACACCUGAUCUAGAUGCUUGUCAAACUACUACACAGAGGAAGAAAAUCAGUGAAGAGGUCAUCGAAGCUGAUUUCAUAAGUCAUGGUGGAGGUAGAGUAACUGGAAAAGGAUGGUGGACAGGUGUUGAAUCUGGUGAAAGUGGUCAUUGGGAGCUGAGUUUACAGAUUCCCCCUGGUAUGCUAUCGAUACGUCGUACUAGACUUGUGGAGGUUCAAUAUACAUUGCGUGUGACCGUAAAUGGGAGUAUUUACGUUGAUGUUCCCGUUCAACUCAUCAAUUUCUUAUCCAUCGAUCCUCCUCCUAUGCCUAGGGAUGGACCUAGUCUGCUCAACCCACCUAUAUCGAACAAACAUAAUGUGUCUCUUGGCGGACCUCAGGAACUACAAGUGACAAUCGGAAAUUCCGGAGGGAUUUAUCAACAAUCCGGAAGUGAUCCUUCUUCUCGGCCUGGUGCGGUCCGAAGCAGCUCUGAUUUCAGUGUGGAAAGUGCUGUCGGACCUGCAAGAGCAAGCUCAACAACCUUACAUAUUGAUGCACUUCUGCAAGCUGGGCGAUUGAGAGCAGAAGCUGAAGCUAUGGGACAUAUACUACCACCUUUACAACAACAACAACAACAACAAAGUCAGGAAAGAACACCUAGACCGUUAAGCCUUGGAUCAAGUUAUAGUAUUUCCAAACACGAUUAUAUGACUCAUGGACGAACUAAAUCCAAUCCUGGUUCAAGGCCAAAGGGAGCUAGAGUCAUGUCGUAUACUUCGACUAGGAACGAUUCACAAUCUAUUUUCACGGAAGAGGAAGGUGAAGGAACCGAAGAAGGAAGCAUCAACAGUGAAGAUAAGGCAAUGUUGGCUGCCAGAAGAGCACAAGGUAGACAACGAUCGUUAGCUGCUAUUCAUCGUGAAUUGGAUCGAGAGAAACAAGCAUUGGAUGACGAAGAUUUACUCCUAAGUCCAGGUAGACAACCUGAUACUCCUCUUCAAGGCGAAUUCAGACCUUGUCAUACUCCAAGUGAAGAAAUCUAUGAGAUGGCAGGUGAUACUCCUGAGGAACAGAGUAAAGAAGAAGCAGAAGAUCCUUUACCAAUUGAGAUGGAUUCACCCACGCAAGAAACGAGUCGCAGAGUUCUGAGAGUCGUAAACAUCGAUGAAAGCGUUGAAGACCAGAACGAACAUCAAUUGCAAAGAGAGAAUCGAGCUGCACAUGAGGACGAGUCUGAGUCGGUCGAGCAGGAGCAUGAGAACCAUCAGGAAUCGGAACAUCGAGGUCUAGAACUGGAUGUAGGAAACGAGACUGUCUUGGCAGAUUUGAUACCCGAAGAAAGGGAGGAACUGGAAGAAGUAAUGUCUCAACAAGGUCAUGAUUUGGAGUCAAGCGGGUAUGAUUACGGUCAAGAUGUUGAAGUCGAAUACGAACCUGAAAAUACACGGGAAGGAAUCUCACCCAUUUCACCGAAACAAAUAGUCACUUCCUCUUCUUUGCAAAGGCUUCCAUUCCUCUCUACUCCUUAUGAAAGAGACAGAGAGACUCAAAUAGCCAACACUAGAUCUGCAUAUGGUAGUUUCGCCGCUUCAGCCGUCAGUGGUGUGAGUGAGCAAGAAUCAGAAGUCGGACAAGUAUAUGAAGCUGUCAAGAAAAACGUUUCUGUCAAAGUGCCUUCGAGAUUACUUCCUUUCCCUUCCAAUACCGAUGCGGGCAAAGUCGAUGGUCAUGAAGAGAUGAGGAACUUGAGUGUUCCAAGAUCAGGAAGUGUCAGUCACUCUUUAUUAGCUGGUGCACGAAGGGCUUCACAAACUGUUGAAGGUAGGAGAGGUUCGACAUCGAGUAUCCAAUCAGCCACUGGACCAAGACGAGGGUCUAUCCUUUCUGCCGCCCCAAUGGCGAGGAGAGAAUCAUCGACAAAUGGUACAGUUGGGCAUUCAUCUCCCCUGAGAGCUGAUAAUAAGACUCCUUUGGCACGGUCUGUUCAAAAGAAAACGUCGUUCACAUUGGCUUCUCCAGGAUCCCCAUUAAGAGUGAAGACUACUCUAUCGACUUCAACUUCAAACGAAUUCUUAGGUAAUCGAAACGGAAGUGUGAAUGGAACUGGUUUAUCACCUCGAGUUAGUCCAAAGACGUUAUAUCCUCAGGCCAUGGAUAUGGCCAGAACGAUUUCUGCGAACAGUCAAUUGAAGAAUCAGAUAUUGCCAGAACCGUUCAAUGGUGACGAAUCUAAUUCUCGCUCCAAUUCCCCCGAUUUGAGUGGAGAUGAAGAUAUGCCACCUGGAUUAGCACCUUCUGUAGCAUCAGAUUCAGCUUCUUCUGAAGGUCAUCCAUUGGAAUCACCUACAACCAUGAAUUUACCGCACAUAUCAACCUCGCCUACAAUUCAAAGACGUUCACUACCUUCAGCCCCAAUGAAUGCUUAUCAACCUUUUUCAGCUGAAGAACAUGAUCAAAAGCAAUUGAUGAACAACCAUGAGUGGAGAUCAAGUGAAUUGCUAAGUAGUCAGAUUCAUUACGUUCAAACUCAACAGGAUCCUUCCUUAUCGCCCUUAUCUGGUGCACCACAACACAAGUUUGAGGUUGCUGUAGUACCCGAAAGACAAGGGUCGUUACCUAUUCCAAUCGAAGAUAUCUCGUUGCAUCCUUCACCUGUAUCGUCACCUUCGUCAAUCCACUCAAUCUUACCAUCGGUUAAGAGUAAAAUCGCACAAUUAGAAACUCGUGACGAGGCUUUGAGAAAAUUCAGCGUUUCGGGAAGCGUACCAACUUCGGUUGUACCAAGUAGACAGACUUCUACAGUGGGUCCAAUACCGCAACCAUACAAUCAACCCAAUCCUUAUAUGGAGAGAAAUGCAGCUUUCGCGAUUGAGAAAGCGACAAAGAGAAGAAGUUACACAACUGCUUUAGCCCCUAAACCUGUUAGACAAACAAGUGACGAUUCAUAUUAUUCUGGAAAUCAUUCUGGUUCAGGUUCAAGAACGAUUACUACGAAUGAACAAACACCUUCUGGGUACAGAUAUCAGGUUAUAGCAAGGAAGAUUAAUGACGAUGAUCAUAACAAACAAUUUGGAGUAAUAGAAAGGGAACGGGAACGGGAACGGGAGCGUGAACGUGAAAGAGAACAAAUUGGACAUACUACUUAUGUCAAUAAAAGAUCAUUUGCGCCUCAAUCAGCUUAUUUCGACAGACAAAAUGGUGGUUAUUAUACUUCAGAAAGUGUUAAUUCAAGAAUAUCAACUACCGCUUCUUCGAUAUCAGGAGCAAGAAGUACUGUAUCACCACGUACAGCUUACGUACCUAAACUUGAUCCAUUCGGUCUAGGUUUCGGUACAGGUUCAGUCGGGUUGGAGAGAAAUGAAUCGAUUGAAUCAACUUCUACAACUGCGACUGAGGUGGAAAGAGCUUUGAUAUCAAACAACGAUGACGGCGCCAAUGGAUUGGACUCUGGAACGAGAACGAAUUAUCGUACUGUACCGGUUCGAGAGGCAGGUAGGGAAGCGAAGACUUUGAAACCUAAAGUCUCAGGAUUCUGGGAAGGUGGUGACGGUGUAGGGUCAAGGGCCUUCACUUUUGGUAGAGAUGCUAGAGUUAGUGUGAGUGAAGGUGAAACAAGUGAGAGUGAGGGUUUACUGUAG